GAGCUUGUUUCACUAAUUUAACCGACGGCAUCGAAAGCGCACCUUUAAACUAGAAAGCUUUUCACUCUACACGUUAUCGGACAACUUUUUAGAAAACCUGUGUGAAAAGAAUAUCCAGAGAGGAUUCACAACAAAUGGGGCCCUUUUGGUUCGUUGAGUUGGGCGUUUUAAUAUUUUUUCUCCAGACCUCAUGGUCAUUUGAAGAGUCAACAUGUCUACCUGGCUUCGACUCAGACCUGUACAUUUUCAAAGUGGAAAGAAACCACUUACAAAGUGGCCGGAGACUAGGGAAAGUGGUUUUUGAUGACUGCACCAGCCGAACCAGUUUUCUCUUUCAUUCCGACGACUCACGCUUCAAAGUAGAUGGAGACGGGACCCUGAAACUGAAGAGGGGAGUGACUCUUCAUAAUGGAUAUAAGCUGUUACAUGUCUCUGUCCACUCCAUGGGCAAGAAGGUCACAGUUCCAGUGAGAGUGUUGCAUGAGGCCAAACGCCACCACCAUGACGAGAUGACCACCCAGCCACAGUUAGGAUACAGUGGAUCUGUACCUGUGCUAGAGUUUCCCAAUUCUUCAGGGGGUUUGAGAAGAAGGAAGAGGGACUGGGUUAUUCCCCCAAUUAACUUCCCAGAGAACGAUAAAGGCCCUUUCCCCAAAAAGGUGGUGCAGAUCAAGUCUAAUAAUAAAGAGGUGAAGAUCACUUACUUGAUCACUGGCCCAGGGGCAGAUGCACCCCCUAAGGGGCUCUUCACUGUGGACAAGAAUUCUGGGACCCUCUAUGUGAAUGCGCCUUUGGACAGGGAGAAACAAGACCAGUAUGUGCUCUUUGCAGAAGCUCUAGUAGCAGAUUCAGAACUUAAGGCUGAGGACCCUAUGGAGAUCAUUGUAAAAGUCAUUGACCAGAACGACAACAAACCUGUGUUUAUCAAAAAUCCAUUUAUGGGAGAAGUUACGGAGUCUUCACCAAUAGGUGAGGUGUUCAUGACAGUAAAUGCCACGGAUGAUGAUGAGCUGGGCAAUGCCAAUUCUGAUCUCAAGUACAGCAUUAUUCGUCAGGAUCCUGAACUGCCAGGACCCAACAUGUUUUUCAUCAACUCUGUAACUGGAGGGAUUCAGGUUGCCAGAGCUGGGUUGGACCGAGAGAAAAAUCCCAAAUAUACUUUGGAAAUCCAAGCUGCUGAUCUAAAUGGAGAUGGAUACACUACCACCUCCACAGUAAUUAUUACGAUAGCAGACAGCAAUGACAAUGCUCCACAGUUCACAGAGCCUUCGUACACUGCGUCCGUUCCAGAGAACCAAGCUGACGUCGAAGUUGUGACCAUGACAGCGACUGACGCAGAUGAUCCAGACACUUCUGCCUGGGCCACCGUCUACAAGAUAAUUGAGGGGGACCCUGAUAAGGCUUUUGCUGUACGCGCAGGCCCUAGCAAGCAGGAGGGUAUCAUUUACACUGCCAAGCCCCUUGAUUUUGAGAAGAAGAGCAAGUAUAACCUGUUGGUGACUGUGGAGAAUGAAAUCCCUUUUGUCGGCAUCCUGCGCACCUCCACCGCUACCGUUACAGUGAAUGUGGAGGAUGUGAAUGAAGCUCCAAUUUUCAGCCCGGUGACGAAGACCAUUACCAAACCAGAGGAUCUCCCUCUGAACAGUACUGUGGUUGUGUACACCGCCACGGACCCAGACACGGCAAGGAAACAGACAGUCACGUACAAGAUCCGUAAAGAUGAUGCUGGAUGGUUCAGUAUCAACAAAGACACUGGAAUGAUUAGAGUGAAGAGCACCAUGGACAGAGAAUCUAAUUUUGUUGUAGACAACAAGUACACUGUUACUGUACUGGGUAUUGACAAUGAUGACACCCCUGCAACAGGCACUGGCACCCUGAUUAUUCAGCUGGAAGAUGUGAAUGACAACGCCCCAGUCAUCUACGAACGUGAGAUCAGUGUCUGCAACAGGGAGUCCUCCGAAAAACACCUGGCAGUCACAGAUCAAGACGAAGGGAGCAAUGGUGCCCCAUUCUCUGUACAGCUUCAGGGGCAGUCCAAUUCCAACUGGACUGCCAAAAUGAAUGCAACAAAGACUGGUAUUAUCUUGAAACUGAGGACCUUAUUGGACAGUGGAGUUUACAAUGUUGUCCUGAGAGUGACCGACAACCUUGGCAUGUAUCAGGACAGCAUCAUCCAGGCGACGGUGUGUGAUUGCACAGGAGAUGACGUCCAGUGCAACGAUAAAGCUGUGGCUGGCGUCGGCCUUUCUGCCAUUCUGGGAAUUCUAGGAGCUGUCCUGCUACUCCUACUGUUGGCUCUUCUCCUGCUCAUGUUCAUGAGGCGAAGAGGUGGGGAGAAGAAGGAGCCUCUGCUACCAGAGGAUGAUGUCAGGGACAACAUCUACUACUAUGAUGAAGAGGGAGGUGGAGAGGAUGACCAGGACUAUGACUUGAGCGUUCUGCACAGAGGACUGGAUAACCGCCCUGAUGUUUACCGGAAUGACAUUGCCCCGACUAUGCCCCGACCCGCGUAUCGCCCCCGGCCAGCCAACCCAGCUGAGAUUGGAAAUUUCAUUGAAGAUAACCUAAAGGCGGCUGAUAACGACCCCACAGCUCCUCCCUAUGACUCCCUCCUGGUUUUUGACUAUGAAGGUGGUGGCUCUGAGGCUGGCUCCCUGAGCUCUCUCAACUCCUCCAGCUCAGGAGACGACCAGGACUAUGAUGUCUUUCAAGACUGGGGCCCGCGCUUUAAAAAGCUGGCUGACAUGUACGGAGGAGGAGAGGAUUGAGAAGUCGGUCUCAAAACCUUUUUUGCUCUGCAAGUAUCCGGCUUUCAACAGUUGGAUGUCUGGAAUGAACGCUUUCUAUUUCCCUUUUUGAAGUGUUUUUGGCACAUCCGGUUUGGAAAUUUGAUUUGUGCAGACGUAAAAUUUUAGAAAAAUGUGUUCAUUGUCUUUAGCAUGGGGUCGGUGGCACUUGGCCUUGCUUUAGCAGGAGGCUAACAUGGACUUUACAUGGUUACUCCUGCUGCCUAAUGGACUCAAACAACUUACAUAUUGUACUUGAGUGUAAUAUUAUUUUGAUUUGUUUUUGCUUCUGUUUGAGCCAUGUCAUGAACGUAAUUUCUUUCAAACUAUAGCAUGAAAUUAAGUUUUGCUUUGAUAUUCCAAUGAUUUUUUUUCAUGCUCAAUAAAUGCUUUUAAAUGUGUAAACAUCUAAGUUUGAGUUGAAUUUUAAGUAUCAAAACAACCUUUUUAACCGUUUUAUUAUUUUUGGUUCUAAAGAAGCAUAUUUGUGAAUUUUCUUUUUAUAAUGGAUAUCUUAUUGGUACAAUAACAAUGUAUGUGAAUAGUUUUAUUAAAUAAAUCAACCAAAAAA
Molecule: messenger RNA, 3357 nt
Organism: Esox lucius (northern pike)
Lineage: Eukaryota; Metazoa; Chordata; Actinopteri; Esociformes; Esocidae
Gene: cdh31
Product: cadherin 31
Exons: 16
Coding region: 135-2768 (877 amino acids)
Biological process (GO): cell morphogenesis; homophilic cell-cell adhesion; adherens junction organization
Cellular component (GO): adherens junction; cytoplasm; plasma membrane
Molecular function (GO): cadherin binding; calcium ion binding
Source: RefSeq, a predicted model, not a curated record